Messenger RNA from Miscanthus lutarioriparius, 807 nucleotides. The record is from the annotation of a GenBank genome assembly. NCBI's taxonomy places the organism in Eukaryota, Viridiplantae, Streptophyta, Magnoliopsida, Poales, Poaceae.
AUGGCGACGGCGGCGGAGGUUCCCGUGGAGGCGCCGGUGAGGACAGUGAAGGUCACCAAUGUCUCUCUUAGUGCAACUGUGCAAGACAUUAAGGAGUUCUUUUCCUUUUCAGGAGAUAUUGAACAUGUGGAGAUGCAGAGUGGUGAUGAGUGGUCUCAAGUUGCAUAUGUCACUUUCAAAGAUGCACAGGGCGCAGAAACUGCACUUCUUCUUUCGGGUGCCACAAUAGUUGAUCUUUCUGUCAUCAUUGCACCUGCUCCAGAGUAUCAGCCACCCCCUAGUGUCUCUGCGCCACCAAUGAGUGGAACCAGAGUUCCAGUUGGUGGAGACAACACUGUUGUCCACAAGGCUGAGGAUGUUGUGAGCACUAUGCUUGCUAAGGGUUUCGUGCUAGGCAAAGAUGCGGUUGGCAAGGCCAAAGCGUUCGAUGAGAAGCACGGCUUCACAUCCACAGCCGGUGCUAAGGUGGCCUCCAUUGACAAGAAGAUUGGGCUGAGCGAUAAGAUCACCACGGGCACUUCCUUGGUCACGGGGAAGGUGAAGGAGAUGGACCAGAAGUUCCAGGUCUCUGACAAGACCAAGUCUGCAUUCGCCGCCGCCGAGCAGAAGGUGAGCAGCGCCGGGUCCGCCAUCAUGAAGAACAGGUACGUCUUCACCGGUGCCUCAUGGGUCACCGGCGCGUUCAACAAGGUCACCAAGGCUGCCACGGACGUCGGGACGAUGACCAAGGAGAAGAUGGCGGCCGAGGAGCAGCAGAAGGGCUCUGGCCCGUCCUCUGGGGGCCACUCGUACACGCCCAUCCGAUGA